Stegastes partitus (bicolor damselfish) is the source of this 3051-nucleotide messenger RNA. RefSeq names its product sialoadhesin-like. Bases 738 to 1964 code for a protein of 408 amino acids. NCBI's taxonomy places the organism in Eukaryota, Metazoa, Chordata, Actinopteri, Pomacentridae. The record is from RefSeq and is a predicted model, not a curated record. The transcript has 9 exons.
AGACCCAGAAAAUAAAUUACAGAAAACACACAGGGAUCAAGAAGAUGUGUUGAUGAAAACAGCAGAGGAUGUGGGAUUCGAUUUUUAGCUGAAGACAACUUGGCGAAAGACUACUGGUUUCUUUGGGCUUCCACUUAACUCGCCCCUGGUGUACGGUUACUGACCCCCAAAGGGAGAGGGGGGAAAAAAAGAACUUCUCUGCGACAGUUUUAACCGUUUCUAUCAACCAAAACCACCAGCGCCCGCUUCUAACUGGAAAGAGAGAAACAUUUGGACGAAUUGCGACCAAGUUGGUGAAAGUUUCUCCGCAGUUUUGUCGCUUCGAGUCUUUCUGUCCCCUCCGAGCUGCGCUGCGCACGCGAGAGGGGGCGCGAGUGACGUCAGCUCGCAAGUGGACAAGGUGGGCACGAGAGCCUCGCGGUGUGUAGUUCAACAACACACAACCUGAUGGGAACCAAAUGGGAGGAUGUCUGCCAUUGUUUUACUGUAAAGACCACUUUAUAUGUCAGUCAGUUAACUAAUGCAAUCACCACACAUUUGUGCAAGUUCCCUUUGUUGUCAUACAGACCCAGCCAUCUUCUCAGUUCCCUCUUGACUAACUUAAUAAAAGGGAAGCUUGACACAUAGAAGUCUUUUCUCUGGAGAAAGAGAAGCACACGCAUCGCUAAAGCAGUGCAGAGUGGUAGGCAAGAGACAAAACAAAAAACAAAUUGAAGGUAAAACAACUACAGCUGAAGAUGGGAGUAAAUAUGGCACAGAGCUGCUGCUGCUGGCUGCUGUUCACACUCUCUCUGAGAGGUAUUCUUGCAGGUGAUUGGUCAAUUCAUCUCCCCUCAGGUCCUAUCUGUGCUGUGAUUGGUUCUUCAGUAGUCCUCCCUUGUUCCUAUGACUACCCCCAGAGCUCCAAUGAAACCAGGGGGCUCUCUGCUCAGGAUGGAGGAGUUGAAGAAGGACAAGAAUACAAAGUUUUAUCUGAGAUGUGGUGUCUCGAAGACAGCCGGUGUAUCACACCAAGUUACGUGUUCCACAGCGCUCGUAUCUUCCCAGAUCCAUCCUACCAGAACAGGGUGCAGUACUUGGGACAGCCAGGAACCAAGAACUGUUCUCUGACAAUCUCUGAUCUGAGACAGUCAGACAGUGGAACCUAUGUGUUCUACCUCAUCACCAGCCAUCCAACGGAGAAGAUGCCGGAGCAGAGCGGCAUACAGCUCCUGGUGGCAGAGUCCCCCAGUGCAGUCACAGUGUUAGCAAGUCCGUCCACUGUCAUCACUGAGGGUGCAGCCGUACGUUUGGCCUGCUGCAGCCCUGCAGCUGGUCCACAGGCCCAUUUCAGAUGGUACGAUAGCACAAGCAGCAGCCUCCAACACAGUGGACAGGUGUGGAAUAUCAGUGAAGUUACAUCUGAUCAAUAUGGCAGCUCCUACUGUCAAAUACAGACUGGGGAUAAAGUGCAGAACUCAACAACGCUGGCAAUUAAUGUACAAUAUUCCCCUCGAAACACAACGGUGUCAGUCUCACCUCCGGGGGAGCUGCAGGACAAGCUCCCUGUGACUCUGACCUGCAGCAGCGAUGCUAACCCACCCGUGCACACAUUCGUCUGGUACCAGGGUGCGGCGUGCCUCCCCGCAACAGACAAAAGCUUUCAUCGAGGAAGACAAACUGCGGCUACACCCUCAGGAAGAGGCCCAACGCUCAGCUAUGCCAACAUCACCACUGAGGAAUACGGGCAUCACUGUUGUAUAGCACGCAACAGGCAUGGCUCACAGACUUACAGCAUAACACUCAGAGGCUCAAAAGCAGUGACCCCGUCCGACUCUUCAGGUGGCAGACUGGUGCUUAUCGGAGUCACCAUUGGAAUCCUGCUGGCUAUUAUAGCAGUAAUUGCCUUUCUCAUGACAAGGAAACGGAAGUCAUCCAGACACCGGUCAUACGUCCUCACUGAAACAAGAGCCACAGAACCCUAAAGACUCAGCAGGACUUAUUCAGAACAAAGUCACAUCCAUAACACCCUACACCCAAAAGAGAUCUUUUUACAGCACAUGUACUUAAUACAGGCCACCCUGAUGUUCUCCCUGAAUGUCAACUAUCACUCUUGGUUAUGUUCACUCUGGUUGUAUUGGUACCUUUUGGCCUGCUUGAGUACACAGUAAAAAGUGAACCUAAAAAUCAUAUAAUAGGCAUCACUGCACAUUCAAGCAAACAGAGACUUCAAGCACUGAACUGAGAGAGGAUGAAGUUGAAUAUUAAGAGAGGAGCAGUUUAAUUUUAAAAUAGACCUGAAAAUGGAAAACAGUCUAUUGGCUAGCUGGUUGCUUUUUCCAUUCUUAGUGCAUUUCCUCUGCGGGACAAGCUAAAUACCACUGUCAGGAAUUAACCCAGACAAGAAGUAUUUUUUAUAAGACAAAAAAAAUCAGAAUACAAUCUGUUUCCCCCUAUAAUUACCAAAACAGUUUUUUGUGCCCUGGUCGGCUGAAGUGUUUCAGUAACAGAUGUGGAUUUGAAUACACCCUUGAGGCUUCGUCACAUAUGAAAACCACAGGCAACAUCUGGAGCUGUUGUUUGAACCUUUACUUUCACUGGCUCUUAACAGCACCCUUCAAAUACGCCAACUUCUACUUUACUGUAGAAGCAAUGUCCAGGGACAGAGAACACUGCAGGAGUUAUCACUGUGCACGAUGACGACGACAGAAAAUCCAGUCAUAAUGAUCCAAUUAAGUGCAGCAAGCAGUUCCAAGUCAGUCCUGUUUGUGUGCUUUAGAGUAAACUCUUCAAUGUGAUAAGGAUGGAACAGAUACUGACCAGAGCACAAGGAGAAGUCAGGACGGAUGAAACCCGGAGGACAGUGACUCUGACACCAGGAUGCUCAUGUACAAAAUGGACUUGGAUAUCAAUUCUUCAUUUCAUUAGUCUAUUUUUAGAAUUCUGUGUUUGUCCGAUUUGGCACAUCAAAGUGAUAUUAUGUGUAACUUGAUUCACACAUCCUCUAUUUUUAAAUGCUGAUUAAGCAAACAAUAAAGUGCAUCAUUACCGGUUUUGCACAUGUUGCAUUAA